Messenger RNA from Capronia coronata CBS 617.96, 2355 nucleotides. RefSeq lists its product as uncharacterized. The record is from RefSeq and is a predicted model, not a curated record. Bases 1 to 2355 code for a protein of 784 amino acids. NCBI's taxonomy places the organism in Eukaryota, Fungi, Ascomycota, Eurotiomycetes, Chaetothyriales, Herpotrichiellaceae. The transcript has 3 exons. Gene Ontology annotation, molecular function: pseudouridylate synthase activity.
AUGACUGUCCUUGCUGGAGCAUUGACUCGAAGGUCAAUAAGUGGACGCUGGUCAAAACUACCUGUUUCAUGGCGUCGGAGCCUCUCCGGGCGAGACAAGCUCUUCCGCGUGUCGGAAGAAGUUCAAGAUGCUCUCGCAACCGGCAAGCCCGUCGUUGCUUUAGAGACAACUAUCUAUACGCAUGGCUUUCCAUAUCCGGACAAUGUCGCCCUGGCUUCCCACCUCGAAUCACUGGUCCGCGUCAAUGGCGGAGUGCCCGCAACCAUUGGCAUUCUGAACGGUAGGGCGAUUGUUGGCAUGGACCCGGAAGAAAUAAUACAACUCGUGUCUACGGCUGGAAGUGAGAACACCUGGAAGGUAUCGAGGCGCGAUCUGGGCUUCAUUGGUGGUAUGGGUUUGAGAGGCCAGAAAGUACACGGCGGCACCACGGUUGCUGGGACAAUGAUCCUCGCCCAUCUGGCGGGCAUCAAGAUAUUUGCCACUGGCGGUCUCGGAGGCGUUCACCGAGGAGGACAAAACUCUCUGGAUAUUUCUGCAGAUUUGACCGAGCUAGGCCGGACGCCCGUGGCUGUUAUCAGCUCCGGAUGCAAGAGCUUCCUCGACAUUCCUCGUACACUGGAAUAUCUGGAAACUCAGGGAGUCGGCGUGGGGACCUUUGCGGAUGGCAGGACUGGCCAUGUCGAUUUUCCUGCUUUCUUCUCCCGAGACAGUGGCGUCCGAAGCCCUAAAGUCAUUCUGGACGAAGCGGAUGCCGCAGCCGUCAUCUAUGCGCAGUCGCAUUUUCCAAUCCAUUCGGGGCUAGUCCUUGCAAACCCCGUUCCAGAGCACUCUGCCAUUCCAAAGGAUGAGAUGGACACAAUCAUCGUCCAAGCCUUGGCAGAGGCCGACGAGAAGGGCAUUGGCGGAAGCGCAAAUACUCCCUACAUCUUGAAGCGCAUUCGUGAGUUGAGCAAUGGAGCAAGCGUCAAAGCAAAUACGGCUCUGAUCGAGGGCAAUGUUAUACGCGGCACCAAGGUCGCGGUGGAAUUGGAAAAGCUCGAGCGACGGGAUGGAGCAGUUCCGAAGCGAGGAGACAGUAAUACCACAACUAUCGCGAAACCCGUCAUCCCCAAAGACAUUGACGAAAGCAUUCCGGACAUUAAGCCGGCAUCUCAUCCAGUAGAGAUAUUGGUGGCUGGCUCGCUGGCAAGUGACACGAUAUGCGACUAUCAGCCUUUUGAGGACGCCUCUUCUCCUAUCUCGCCAGCCUGGCACACUUCGAAUCCCUCCAGUGUCUCUCAGGCUGCCGGUGGCGUUGGGAGGAAUGUGGCAGUGGCUGCGCACCUUGCCGGUGCGAACGUGGCCCUAGCGAGUGUAGUAGCAGAUGAUCUUGCUGGGUCGUCGCUACUCGAUCACGUCCAAAAGACUGGCCUCUCUACUACCAGCAUCCUCCGUCUCCCUGUAGACAGUGGCGCCCGGACUGCACAAUACAUUGCGGUCAAUGACAGGAACAAAGAUUUAGUCGUCGCCAUGGCGGAUAUGUCAAUCCUCUCCCGUCCGGAGCUGGAAGACCCGGCAUAUUGGACGGAGAAAAUGGAGCAAAGCCGGCCCAAAUGGGUCGUGGUAGAUGCCAAUUGGUCUCCAGCUAUUUUGUCGUUGAUACUUAGUGCUGCAAGAGCACAACAGGCUCGAAUAGCCUUCGAGCCUGUGUCAACAGCCAAAGCUACGGGUCUCUUCGACAAAUCCGUCUUGGCCAUCUCAAGCACAAUGGUUGUGCCAGAUCACGUUGUCAAUCUUGCUUCUCCCAACAGCCUGGAACUGACUGCGAUCUACAACGCUGCAAGGAACGCAAUGAUGCUCGAAUCAGAGCAAUGGUGGACGGUCAUUGACAGUCUAGGUCUUUCUGGUGCAAGCUCACGCGAUCGCCUGGCAUCGGUGGCAGGCCACGACCUUAUUGAGGAGGGUAUCCCUCAAAAAUGCAUACAGCUUCUGCCAUUUAUUCCGAACCUGGUCACCAAGCUUGGCUACAAAGGCUGUCUGGUGGUGAGCUUGCUCAGGCGGACCGAUGCGAAACUGACCAGCCCGGAGCACGCCCCGUACAUUAUUUCGCGGAAUUUAUCCCACAACUCGGAGGUCGGAGGCGUCUACAUGCGCCGGAUGCCCCCGUCUGUCGAAGUUGAUCAAGCAGAGAUCGUGUCGGUCAAUGGAAUCGGUGACACCAUGUUGGGCGUCAUCGUGGCCGGCCUCGUAAAGGGGCGUGCGCUUGAGGACGUGGUGUCGGUUGCUCAAGAUGCGGCCGUGCUCACUCUGAAAUCUGCAGAAGCUGUAUCACCUGAAGUGCGAAGCAUCCAGACGAGAUUGUGCCUGGACAAAUGA